CCGACCAGGUGGAUGGGCUAGUCUCGUAUCCGCGACGCUACUGGCGAACUCAAUCGUCAUGCCGCUGAACACCAAUACCAUGGUCUGCUUCUCAUCGAUCUUCAUGGACCCUUCGUACCAGGCCAGUUCGCUUCUGCGCACCUCACAUUUCUCCAAGUACCAAUCGUUAACAUAAGUGGCUAUAUGCAAUGCCCGACAACACUGGGCGCUGCGUACGCUAGGCAGAACAUGCUUGGAGCAUCCAAUUCGAGCCCGCGAACGAGAACAUCAAAUCGGUGACUGUGCUUGCAAUUUACAACCUUUCAUGCGAAAAGUUGGAUAUCACAACACCAUCACGCGUCCAUGUACCAGAGUGUCAACACCUAGUGCGUGCUGUAGCAGAGGCUGCCGGAUGUGCGGGACUACUACGAUCAGCUGUCUCGCGCAGCUGUCUCGCACUAGGUCGAUGCUUCCCUGAAACGACUGAGCACGUCCUAACUCGACCAGCUGCAAAUCCACAUAUGCUACUUUGAUCGAGGACAGGCGCUGCACGAGCUUGCCUACGUUGGAAACCGGGUAACCCCUUCCUUCACCAUGUCUGAGAUUCACGACCACCUCGACACCAUUCUCAUCCUCAGUACUGCCAUUCAAUCACUAGGAUAUGCCCUGAACUGAACGUGUACGCCAAGCUCAUGCCAUGCACCCAGAAAAUGAACAGGGAUUGCUCUUUCCGGAUCGCCAUUCUCGACACGACAAGGAUGUACCACAUGCUGACCCGGAAGUGUCUGCGACCGGAAUAUCCGUCCUUGGCAUCUGUCAUAGUCUUCAGGAGAUGGCGUGGAAGAAGAAGGGUAUGGUGGCUAUAUGCGAGCAUCGGGAGUACGGCUUUACCCAGGUGCAAACAUGCAAAAUUGGUGGCGAGAACAACGGAGUCGACGCGCUGCUCAAGGAUUUGGGCGAGGAUUUGCAGGCCUGGGCGACCAACUUCAUGAACUGCUCGAGCGAUUCCACAUCAUCGGACGUACAGCAACCGCGCCAUAUGCCGUGGUAGCGCACCGCUCCAAGUCUUUAUAGGGUACACAGCUCCAUCCCGAGGUCACGCACUCCAAGCAGGUGAUUAGCAACUUUGUAAUGGGCAUCUGAGGCUGCAGAGAACACCGGACAAUGGAGUUCAAUUAAGAAGGUGUCGCGCGCAUUUGCGAGAUAUGUGGAACCAAAGGUCGCCCACAGAGGUGGUGUUGAUAGUUCUGUUGCGGCGAAGCUGAUGCAUGGGACUAUCAGCGAUCGUCUUCGCGCUACCAUCUUCGACAAUGUUGUUCUCCGUCUACACAGGAUAUAGAGCAAAGAUCCCGGCGUGAACCUCACCGUCGUCGACCCGUCAGAUCUCUUCCUUUUGCGUCUCGAGGGCGUCUCGGAACCAGAACAGAAGCGCAAGAUCAUUGGCCUCCGUUCAUCAACUUCUCCGAGACCGAGACGGCGAAGGUUGAGGCUGAGGCUGAGAAGGAGGAGACCAAGGGUACCGAGACCAAGGGUAAAAUCCAAUGGCAUCUCCAAGAUGGAUCAUAUCGUUGGUUCUGCUUGAGCACAUGGAACUGAAGCUUAUCCAGCCCCUCCACGAGUUGUUCAACGAUGGGUCCACGCCCUCGGUCGUCUACCUGAGUACGCAUAGUCGGCGCCAGGGCGGUCCUCGGGCUUCGUCAUCUCCAUACACCCGCACCACAGCGUCCGACUUCGUUGUCCCACCGCAUCCCUACCAGGCAUGCCCUGUGGAUCAUGAUUGACGCGGACUCAUGCGCACUUUCAUCCGAUCGACUUCAUGGCUUACUCCCCCCUCAGAGGCUUUGUAUCAUUCAUUUCCUCGCGAGCCUCAACGGGGCUCGUGACGUGUGCCUAGGCCUGUACAGUAUCGGCCAUCACGGAGCGCGCUAGGUAUGUGUUCGCUCUUCGUGCCUUCCUCGCCGUUUCCUUUUCCUUCGCUACUUCCUUACGCCCCGCGACCUCGCACUACAUAUACAAUUGGCUGAUUUUAUACACUAUUCAUAUGCGACGGUAAAGCGCUCUGGAUGUGCGUAAGCACCGCUAAUUGAUGCUUAUGUGCUGCUCAUGUUCAUGUUCUAAUCCGAGAGAAGGGUGAGGCGUUUCAGGAAAUCAUGCCCGCAUCGUGCGAGAGCAAACACGACUAGUUUACGAUCAGUCUCGGCGCUGAGUAGGCGGUCCAAUUUGGGACUCAACAAGACUUCGAUGUUUAUCACGAUCGGAGGCAUCAACCAGGGACUUUCGCACCGAUGGUCCACGAUAGUGGAUAGCAGGGAAACUCGGCAGGAGGCCAUCGGAAUUCUGGCACGUUCAAUCCGGCGCCGGGAUACUAUUCCAGUACCCCAGCGCUAUUUCUGCCGCUAAGCGAAGCAGCUGUACAUCCCGGCUCUUGUGGGAUCCGCGUUCAUCUUCACUGCUGCUGCUGAGAUUCUCCCAGUCCCGAUAUCGAUCAACGACCUAACCAGCAUGCCCGCCAUUUGUGUCUCAAUCAAGGACGGUCACAUUCCCUUUCCAUACAAAGGCGAGACACACCAGACAUACUACAAGGUCUUCGGAGACCUCGAGCAUCGUACUCGCACCCCCGUCGUCGUCCUCCUCCACGGUGGCCCGGGUCUCUCACACGACUACAUGCUCCCCAUCGCAGACCUUGCGGACGAGUCCUACGGGUACCCUGUCAUCUUGUACGACCAGAUCGGCAAUGCACGCUCGACGCACCUCCCAGACCAGCCAGAGGACUUUUGGAAUGUCGAUCUGUUCCUCGACGAGCUCGAGAACCUUCUCAGAUACUUCCAGAUCCAGGACGGGUACCACAUCGUGGGGCACUCGUGGGGAGGAAUGAUGGCUUCAGAGUUCGUGGUUCGGAGGCGGCCCAGCGGCCUACAGCGACUAGUCAUCGCCGAUUCCCCAACGGCGAUCGCGCUGUGGGGCCAAUCGUUCUUUGAGCUCCUGCAACAGUAUCCUCAGUGGGUCAAGGAUGCUAUAGCGAAGGGCUUUGAGGACAGGGAGGCGUACUGGAAGGCUUUGGGGGAGGUAUACGCGGUUCAUGGCUGUAGGGUGCAGCCGAUGCCCAAAGACUUGGAGUAUUCGCUGCUGCAGGUAUAUGGCGAAGGCGCUGACCUUACUGUCGAGAAUGCCCCCAUCCUGAAGGGCUGGACAAUCGAAGACCGUCUGGACCAGAUUCGUACGCCGACGCUGGUCAUCAAUGGCAAAUACGACAUUGCACAGGACUAUGUCACCCGUGCGUAUGUAGAGAAAAUUCCCGGAGCAAGAUGGAUCAGACUCGAAGAGUCGAGCCACACGCCGCACUUCGAGGAGAGGGAUAGAUACAUGAAGGAAGUCGCUGCUUUCCUCGCAGGGUAGAGGUAGAGACGAUAGAAGGGGACAAUCGAAGGAGCAGUAGCAGUAUGUCGUCUAGGUUGUCAGAACGUGUACAUUCUGCCAUGACGUUGCUGCAGACUGGAAUAUGUUGGCUCAGGCUAAGAACG
Messenger RNA from Dichomitus squalens LYAD-421 SS1, 3500 nucleotides. RefSeq names its product proline-specific peptidase. The transcript has 14 exons. Lineage: Eukaryota; Fungi; Basidiomycota; Agaricomycetes; Polyporales; Polyporaceae. The coding region runs from base 2482 to 3375 and encodes 297 amino acids. The record is from RefSeq and is a predicted model, not a curated record. Gene Ontology annotation, biological process: proteolysis. Gene Ontology annotation, molecular function: peptidase activity.